This is a messenger RNA of Paramacrobiotus metropolitanus, 816 nucleotides long. RefSeq lists its product as uncharacterized. The record is from RefSeq and is a predicted model, not a curated record. Bases 103 to 603 code for a protein of 166 amino acids. The transcript is spliced from 2 exons. NCBI's taxonomy places the organism in Eukaryota, Metazoa, Tardigrada, Eutardigrada, Parachela, Macrobiotidae.
UAUAUAAAAACACCAUGAAACGACACAUUUUUGGUCGAGUCAAACGCUUGUGGAUUCUGCUCUCUUAUAUAUUUUUUGGCUGAUUUGGCGGAAAUUAUCUGGAUGCUUGCCGUGACCUUUUGGGGGACCGCAUCGGGAAUUAAACGACAGCUGCAGCGUAAUAAAUAUUUUGUAAUGGCGAUGGACCUGUUUAGUGGGUGUGUGGAUUUGGCGGGCGGUGUUGUUCCGCCGGGACUCAUUGAACGGUCGUCAUCCUUUAGCGAAUCGUCCAACAAUACUCAGGAAGUUCGUAAGGAGACAAAGAAAUCGCUUAGUUCAUUAAGCCGUUUGGCCCACCGCUCGUCCUGGUUUACCGGCACGCCUUCCAACCCGCCUCGAACUGAGCUUCGUGUUCCCUUUUUACCAACUGAAAAUUUUGUUUCCCCGAAAGAAAUGGAAGAGCACUAUCAAUACGCAACAGCAGGACCGUCCUCCGUGGGGCGAUCCCUGUACAAUAUGGAUGCUGAAGCUGAGUUCCACGAGAAACGGAAUGACUGGACAGCUGGUGACCCGCGUGAUACACCCUUGACGAAUCGCCCCAUGAUCUUUCCGUUAAUAUUUUAGUAUUUCUAUGGAUCAAACUUGCCCUUGAAUACAUCCUGUGAUUAGUAUUAUACGUAGCACAAUAAAUUAAUGAUAUGUAAAUUAAAAGGUAUUAAGCAUAGAAAAAGAAGAUUAAAUACAAUAAUUAUGUUAUACUGCUGCAAAAUUGCGAAAUAAAUGUGCACCAUAUAAAUCUACAGACAUUUAAAACUGUUGUAUUAAUACUUGCGUGUG